AUCUUGUCAUUAGCUCUCACAACAACAUUCAACCUACAAACGCUUUCACAUUUUUUUGCGACUCCAACAGCAACCAGCAACCAUGAAGGUCUCCGUCAUCCUCGCACUUCCUGCCCUUGCCCUCGCUGCGGCAACUCCCGCUGUUGAAGAGCGCCAGCUUCCUGUCAUUCCCAGCCUGCCUGGUCUUCCUCUGAACCCAACUUGCCUCCUGCGUAUCGCCGGCAUCACUUCCUGCGUCCCUGGUGGCGUUGAUGCUGACACGCUCCUGAGUGAUCUUCUCGGCUGCCCCGUCCGCGUCAUUCUCUCUGCCCUUGACUGCAUUCUCUCGGGUGUUCCCCUUCCUGUCAAGGAGUAGGCCUGUAAACCACAUCAGAUUCGAUCCCUUUGAGUAUCGAAAUAUUUGGUUAAGUAUGGGUUUCGGGGUCAGCAGGACGCUGCAGGCAACGAAAAGGAUGGAACAGGACAUUUUCAGUAUCUAUCAAAUAAAAAUCAUCGGUACCG
Molecule: messenger RNA, 501 nt
Organism: Verticillium alfalfae VaMs.102
Lineage: Eukaryota; Fungi; Ascomycota; Sordariomycetes; Glomerellales; Plectosphaerellaceae
Exons: 2
Coding region: 83-355 (90 amino acids)
Source: RefSeq, a predicted model, not a curated record